Molecule: messenger RNA, 3434 nt
Organism: Wyeomyia smithii (pitcher-plant mosquito)
Lineage: Eukaryota; Metazoa; Arthropoda; Insecta; Diptera; Culicidae
Gene: Las
Product: lipoyl synthase, mitochondrial
Exons: 4
Coding region: 94-1248 (384 amino acids)
Biological process (GO): lipoate biosynthetic process
Cellular component (GO): mitochondrion
Molecular function (GO): lipoate synthase activity; 4 iron, 4 sulfur cluster binding
Source: RefSeq, a predicted model, not a curated record
GUCAAAACAGAAAAUUAAUGUUUUGCUGAUCUCGAUUUCAGCUGCUUGGCACUCUCGGCAGUACAUCCAGUGUGCUUAAUAAAAGUUCAUAAAAUGUCGCAGCUAUCUACAAGUGUAUUGAAAAACACGCUUCAAAAUAGUAAAUUUAGUUGUUUAAAGGUUCAUGCUCAAUGCAAACACACGGCUGCUACGCCGUUACAGAACAUCCGAGAGCGGCUAGAGAGUGGCCCCAGCUUUCAAGACUUUGUCCAGAACCCAUCGUACAAUCGGGAUGACUGGAGCGAAUACGAGGGAAAAUUGAAACGCGAGAAGGGCGAGAAUGAGCGGCUCAGAUUACCACCCUGGUUGAAGACGAAAAUACCGAUGGGGAAAAACUACAGCAAUAUUAAGGAACAAUUGCGAGAACUAAAGCUGGCGACCGUCUGUGAGGAAGCAAAGUGUCCCAACAUUGGUGAAUGCUGGGGUGGUGGAGAGCAUGGCACGCAAACUGCUACCAUAAUGUUGAUGGGUGAUACUUGUACGCGUGGAUGUCGCUUCUGUAGUAUAAAAACAGCUCGUGCUCCACCUCCACUGGAUCCAGCGGAACCAGUGAAUACAGCGACUGCGAUCGCCUCCUGGGGUCUGGAUUAUAUUGUGCUUACCUCAGUUGAUCGAGAUGAUUUACCUGAUGGGGGAUCAAACCAUAUUGCGGCAACCAUUAAAGAGAUCAAAAAGCAGAAUCCCCGCAUUUUUGUUGAGUGUCUUGCACCGGAUUUUCGAGGUGACACAGAGAGCAUUAAAACUGUAGCCCUUUCCGGAUUAGAUGUUUACGCUCAUAACAUUGAGACAGUGGAAUCAUUAACACCGUUUGUCCGCGACCGUCGAGCCGAGUACAGACAAAGUUUGAAAUGUCUCGAAAAUGUAAAGGAAAUAAAUCCAACGUUAGUUACGAAAACAUCGAUAAUGCUUGGACUCGGUGAAACAGACGAACAAAUCGAGCAGACUUUGAAAGACCUUCGUACGGUUGGUGUAGACUGUUUGACACUCGGCCAGUACAUGCAACCUACCAAGCGGCAUCUCAAAGUCAUUGAAUACGUCACACCGGAGAAAUUCAAGCAUUGGGAAACACGUGGAAAUGAAUUAGGCUUUUUAUACACCGCCAGUGGUCCGCUGGUGCGUAGUUCAUACAAAGCGGGAGAAUUUUUCAUCACCAGCAUACUGAAGAAUCGUGCACAGGAGGCAACUAGGAAAAAUACUCCAACCGAUUAAGGUUUUCCUCCUAAGGCGGAAAACUCACAAUGAAAUGAAUGUGCGUGGUUCAACAUAUCGCAUUAAAAGAUUGUAUAUUUAAAUAAAAAAACCUUUUUUAGGAACGAUGCUAUUUUUGCUGGAGCUGAAUAAACUAAUGUGAUGCAAUGUAUAUGCUACAAUUUAGUUGAUUUUUUUUUAAAUCGCUAUAUGCUAUACUUGGAAUGUAUAGGAAAAUGAAAAGAGAAUAAUAUACUCUGUUGAUGCUUGUUGAAUUAACCUUUAGAUUUGGUUGACCAAAUGUCGGUCAGUGCUCGAAAGUGUUCCUUGAUGUUCUUGCAAAGUCCCUAUAUAACUGUUCCAAUCAGCGAGAGCAAUCGUACCCAGCUUUAAUAAUAAAACGUAGCUUUGCAUCUAGUGGGAUUGAAACGCUAUGCAGUCGUUCGAUACAAAUAGCCAUGCGUCGCCUUUUUUCGGAUAGAUGGGUGCGCUUUGUAUCUCAUGGAAUUUCUGUUUUUUUUUUUGUUCAUUGAAGAACAAACCUUAGUUACAGAAAGGAUCUAAUUUUAUAUAUUUACAUUUAUUCUUUAGUUUAUUCACAUGUCGUGCGGAUGAUAGUAUGCAGCAAUAAAAUGUCUACUUUUCUUCGACUCUCUGGUGGUUAUUAUUCAAUAAUUUCUACUAAUUGAUCUGUUUACCCUUUCUUUUGACAUGUUGUUUGAAUCUUAUCCAUACAACACGCAUGUUUCGUUUAUCGUAUGCAAUCAGGAUUAAUUUUUUCGCCGCUGGCUCGUAUUAAUGUAGAUUUUAGCAUUCUUACACUUUUGUAUGGGUGAUAUUUAUUUGCCUGUAGACGAUCAUCAUGCUAUUACAUAGUGAAACGAUUAGCUUAUACGGAGGGUGUUUUAUCUGUUUAUUAUUUUUCAUGUGUGUGUAUAUAUGUUCAAUAGGAAUAUAAAUAGCGUACUCUCUAUCAUUUAAAUAUAUAUUUGCUCUAUAGAAUUCAGACUCUGACAGAUAUCAUACCCAUAGAAAGCUACUAACUACUGUUAUUGUUUUAAUGUAUUAUUUUGUGAGUAUAACUUUAUAUCUCUCCCACAAUAUUAUGACGUGCUAUCGGUUCUUGUAUUGUUGCUAUGUUGUAUUCUUUUCUUCUCCUUUAAAAAAUCGUAUGUAAAAAAUGUAGGAUUUGUGUGGUGGGAUAAACAUGAAUCACUAAAACGUUUCUAUCAAGCAAUAAUGAAUGAUCCUGCUGCGAAACUUUUACGAUGACGGGGAAAUCUACAAAUAAUUAAAAAGUCUAAGGAAGCGCAUGGUACUGUCAUAAAUGACGAUAUUGUUGUAAUGGAAUUAUUUGGCUAACUCACUGUAAAAAAAAAUUUAAAGAAAAUAUAAAGAAAAAGCUUUCGGUGCUGUCUUAUUUCUUAUUAUUUCGUGUGUUUUUUUUUUCUAAAGUUGGUGGUGACUAUCAUACUUUUAUAAGGAUUUGGAUUCACUAGAAAAGAUGUGGAAGGUUUAACUUUUGUCUCCAAUAACAAUAUUCAAUUAGUCAAAUUGACAGGAGCUUAACUAUUUAUGCAAAACAAUUGAACUGGGUAAGAAAAUUUAGUGGUGAGACGUAACUACGAGGAAGUUUUUAAGUUCUUUCAACUACACUGGUUUUGGUCGAAUAUCUGUCAACCAUUUUGAUUGAGAUAAUAUUAAUUUUAAUAUUGAACUGCGUCACGAGACCACAUUUUUAUCGCUAACGAAAAAAGGGAAAUGUGUUGGGAAAUUUUAAAAAAUACUGAUAUUCUACAGUACGCAAUGUUAGUGUCAUGUUUAAUGUUGUUUAGGUUUAGCUAACUCUAUAGUUAUUAUUCUGCAUGUUUUUCUGAAUGUUGUGUUUCUGUUGCUAUAAAAUGCGGCCGUUAUCAAAUUUGUUUGGUUGGAGGGAAUUUUUUUUAUUUAUUGUUUGCCAUAUAGUAGUUAUUUCACAGUUUCUGUAAAACAAUUUUCUUUUAUAUGCUCGAGAAACAUCGAAUACGGAAAGCCACUGCGACAGUCUUACUGAUUGUCUUUUAGAGCAAAUUUAAGUGUGUCUGCUGAAGCUAAACUAAUGUUUAUUUUGUCGUUAUACGAGUCGUAUGCAUUGCAUAUUGUGUAGAGGAAAAAAAACUUAUCACUUCAGAGUGAAAUUGAAAAUAAAGCUGAAUACAAAUUAGAAG